AUGUCCGACAAGAAGCAAGUUUUCGUUCUCGGCGGCACAGGCUACGUCGGCGCCUCCGUCCUCCAGAAGCUCGUCAAGCACUCUCAGGCGUCGCAGAGCAAGUUCACGGUGCUCGUGCGCUCCGAGGACAAGGCGAAGAAGCUCGAGGCGUUCGUCGAGAGCACCGGAUUUGGCAACGUCAAGGUGCUCCUUGGGUCGAACGCGGACCACGACAGGCUCGAGGCGCAGUCGGCCAAGUCCGACGUUGUGUUCUCUAUGGCGGACUCGGACAAUGUUCCCGCUAUCAAGGCCGUCCUCGCUGGGAUGAAGAAGCGCUUCGAGCAGACUGGGAAGGCCCCCAUCUUGAUCCAUACUUCCGAAACAGGUAUCUUGAUGGACAAAGCCGAAGGCCACUUCGAAAGCCAGACGGUCUACGAGGACACGAAUAUCGAGCAAAUCGAGGCGCUCCCCGACACGCAGCUGCACAGGGACGUCGAUCUCGUCGUCACCGCCGCUGGCAAGCAGGGAUAUGUCAAGACGUACAUCGUGCUGCCGACGCAGAUAUUCGGACUCGGCAGCGGCCCGCUGUUCGACGCUGGGAUCGCUCAUCGCCACUCGAUCGUGGUUCCGUUCUUGAUCAGGACGAGCCUCGCGCGCGGUGCGGCAGGUGUGGUCAACGAGGGCCUAGCCAAGUGGGCGUGCGUGCACAUCGACGACACUGCGAACCUGUUCAUCGUCGUGUACGAUGCGGCGCUCUCAGGCGAGGGCGCACACGGGCGCGAGGGGUACUACUAUGCGGAGAACGGCGAGUACAAGUGGUACGACCUCUCCAAGGCGGUCGCGGACGCGUUGGUGGCGCUCGUGAAGACGGACAAGGCGGGACCUACGCUGUUCACGAAGGAGGAAGGCGAGAAACUGGGCUUCUUCUUCUCUGUCCUCGGGACGAACGCGCGCUGCUCCGCGAAGAGGAGCCGUGCGCUUGGAUGGAAGGCCGCGCACGCGGGCGAUGAGAUUUUGAAGAGUGUCAAGCCUGAGAUGGAGGCGAUUCUCCAGGCUGGCAACUUGUAG
Coniophora puteana RWD-64-598 SS2 is the source of this 1047-nucleotide messenger RNA. RefSeq names its product NAD(P)-binding protein. The transcript is spliced from 7 exons. The record is from RefSeq and is a predicted model, not a curated record. NCBI's taxonomy places the organism in Eukaryota, Fungi, Basidiomycota, Agaricomycetes, Boletales, Coniophoraceae. Bases 1 to 1047 code for a protein of 348 amino acids.